UCUCUUCUGGGAAAUGUCUCUGUUCAUACUAGAGGCAAAUUCACACUCUACAGUUCCCGCUUUACCUUCAAACUUGCUUGAGAAGCUUUGUUUCUGCAACUGAUAACCAGAGAACUAGCGAGACAUCCUUUACUUGCAGUUUAUUUCUCGUAUCUUGCUUCGCCGUCCGUCCCCAAAACGGUCUUCCCUCCUGAUCUCCCAUCCUCGGUUGGAUGCUUUAGAUGACAAGAAACGGUGGAGAUUCAGCUUAUGAUAACAUGGCCCAGAUGUUUCUCGGUGUCCGUUUCGUCCUUGUGGGAUUUGAUCCCGUUCUACAGGCAGAGAUUCGUUCUAAGCUUAUUAUUGGCGGCGGCGUUGAUGUCGGGAAGUAUGGUCCGAGUUGCACUCACGUUAUCGUGGACAAUAUUGUUUAUGAUGAUUCUGUAUGUCUCGCUGCUCGCAAUGAUGGCAAAACACUUGUCACAGGCUUAUGGGUUGAACAUAGUUUUGAUAUCGGGAUGGCUGUGGAUGCAAGUUUGAUUUUGUACAGACCUUUAAAAGAUUUGAAUGGAAUACCGGAUGCCAAAUCUCUAUUUGUGUGCUUGACAGGAUAUCAAAGGCAAGAUCGAGAAGAUAUUAUGAAAAUGGUAGUCAUGAUGGGCGCACAGUUCUCCAAGCCACUAAUUGCGAAUAAAGUUACCCAUCUUAUAUGUUACAAAUUUGAGGGAGAGAAAUAUGAGCUUGCAAAGAAAAUGAAGAAGAUAAAACUCGUCAAUCAUCGGUGGUUGGAAGACUGUUUAAGAGCAUGGCAGAUUCUCCCGGAAGAUAAUUAUGACAAGAGUACUUACGAGUUAGAGAUGAUGGAAGCAGAAGCCAAGGACUCUGAAGAAGAAACUGGGGAGGAUUGCGAUAAUAAGCAAUUUGAAGGGAGAGAUGUCACAGGGUGCCCUUUCGGCUUCCUAACUGGAACUCCGAGGGCCUCCAAGUCGCCCAUGCCUAGGGGGGAAGUGUUAGAGAUCCAUCAGAAAAAUGUCUCGCCUAAAGUUUUGUCAAAUGUUGCCAAAGAUAUUAUUGGUAACAGUAGGCUACUGACCCCUGUAAAAGAUACAAGAUCUGAUAAAGCCUUAUACUUUCAUGAUGUAAACAAAAAGGGCCUUGAGGACUUUGGCUGUCAGGGUAAUAGAGCUUCUUUUGAGGAUGCUGUUAGUGGUGGGACAUCCAUUCCAUUUGACACUAUAUCCAACCUCAACAAAGAAUAUAAUGGAUCAACAUUUAACUCAAGAACUGUCACACGAUCCCCUUACUCUGAUGCAGAAAAGUUAAUUUCAAAUAGUUACUCCAGGAAAACCCCAAGUAGGUCUCCGGUUUAUACUUCUGCAGAACCUUCAGUUCAUACACAUGGCUCUCCACAAGGAGGUUUAGAUGGAAAGAAAGUUAACAUGGGGCUUGACCUUGAUUCAGAUUGCGGAGAUUUAAAUCGUCAGGGAAGGCAAACUGGAACAUUACCUCAGCAGAGAAGGCUGGCUGUUUCUAGUUAUCUCAUUAGGUCACCACAUAAGGGAAGUCAUGAUCCAAAAACCCGUGCUUCUAUGAGUCCAUCAGGAGCUAUUCGUGAAGGCUUGGAGUUUGCAUCGGUGAUGAUUGGUGCACCCCUAAUGAAAACUGGUCCUUCAUCUAGUGAUAAUCAACAUCAUUUGGAUGCAAUUGCUGGUGCAAACUCUGUUGAGAUUCAGCAAAAUGGCCCAUCAAUGACUAAUUCCUCAAGUUCCAAACAGAAAUCCAUCAUGAGUCCAUCAGGAGCUAUUCGUGAAGGCAUGGAGUUUGCAUCGGUGAUGAUUGGUGCACCCCUAAUGAAAACUGGUCCUUCAUCUAGUGAUAAUCAACAUCAUUUGGAUGCAAUUGCUGGUGCAAACUCUGUUGAGAUUCAGCAAAAUGGCCCAUCAAUGACUAAUUCCUCAAGUUCCAAACAGAAAUCAUUGAAAUUUAGACUGCCUCUUUUGGAAACUUCGACUUUCGAUAGUUCUGAAUCUCCUAAUGUGAAGGUGGCUGGCCUUCCUCAGGAAAAGAUAUCUGAAACAUCUAUAGGGGCUUUAAAAUGUUCCAACUUAGCUAGUGAGCCUGAUAUAGGGGAUGUUGAGAUCUGCAGAACAGCUGACAUUCCUCCUGAUAAAAAAACAGAGCCCCAGAUGCAGCACCAAUAUGUCAAGGUUUCAUCUCCCAAUGUCACAACCUCAGUGAGUGAGAUGUCCAAAAGUCCUAUUAGUUUUGGCAUGCGUAAGAGUGCAAAUGAUGAUGGAUCUUCAAGAUCACGUACCAAGAAGAUGGUUGGCCAGAAAAGUUUGGGCUCUAGGGUUAGGCUAAGUACUGAAAGUAAUACACUAAAGGGUUUAUUUAGCUUUGACAAAACUGUAACCCCAAAUGAUGCUACAAUCUGUCCAAUGAUGGGCGCAGAGGAAGCAGAAGAUGAGCAAAAGAUUUCUGAGAAACAUGAGAUGUGUCGGCCAACUUCAGCCGCAGAUGUAAUCAUGGGGAAAGAGACAGAGGUGGAGAAGACUGUAAGUCUCGAUGAUGAGACUGAGGUGCCAGAGGACCAAGAUGGAGAUGUGCUUGAGAAGCCUGUUACUGAGAAAGCUGAGAUGGUUAAACCAACUUCUAAUGCAGGAAAAUUCAUCCACAAGCAACCAAAACAAGUACAGCUUUCAAAAAAUAGAAGAAAGACUGAUGCAAUGGCUGCAGAAAAGAGCAAGGGUGGAGCUAAGCAUGACAGUGCUGUAAAAGCAAAGAAGACUGGCAUGGAUGAAUCAACUUUUAUAGAAGAUGCAGUGGAAGAAAACACAGCUAAUCGUGGGAAACAUCUUCCAAAGAAAACCAAGAAAGCAGUAUCUACUGUGACUGGGAUCAAGACAUCUGAGAAAGGAGAAAGGGAGAAUGAACCAAGAGAAGGCAAAGUUGGAGCUGAGCCUGACAAGGCAAUUGAUGACAAGAAGACGGGGAUGGAUGGAUCAAUGUUUAAAGCAGAUGCGUUGAGGGAUGAGAUGGCUAAAGAGGGAAAACAUUCAUGGAAAAAAACCAAGGGAAAGGCACUGUCCUCUAUGAAUGAGACAGAGACAUCUGUCAAAGGAAAAGGCAAAGACAGCAAAGAGCUAGGGGAAGUACAGGAGGGAUCUGAGCUCAUGAAUUCAUUUAGUGCGGAGAUGACUGACAGGGAAAACACAACAUUUGAAGCAGAUGCGGUAAAGAAAGACAUGGCCAAGGGGGAACAACCUUCAAGUAAAAUCAACAGAAUGGCCAUCUCUACUGCAACUAUUGAGACAUCUGAUGAAGGGAAAAGCAGAGAAGAGGCCAAGAACAACAUUGCUGUUCUGAAAACAGAGGUGCCAAAGGGAAAAAGCAGAGCAUGUCUUACAGGUAAAACUAAGACUCUAGCAAGUAAGAGGAAGAAGUCUAUGGAUGCUGAAAAGGAGAACAAGCCAAUCAGAAAUGGAGUUCCAAGUGGGAAUUUGUCGAAACGUGGGAGGGCCAGUGGAGCCCCAAUUUCAAGUGAUCAAAUGGUUGGUAAAACUGAUCUAAACACAUUGCAAGCUGGUGGAAGUUGUAAUAUUGUAAUGACUGAACCAGUGUGGUUUAUUCUGAGUGGUCAUCAUCUACAGAGGAAAGAGUUCCAGCAGGUUAUAAGGCAUUUGAAGGGAAGAGUUUGCAGGGAUUCUCACCACUGGUCGUACCAGGCUACACACUUCAUUGUUCCAGAUCCAGUUCGCCGAACAGAAAAGUUCUUUGCUGCUGCUGCAUCUGGGAGGUGGAUUCUCAAGACUGAUUACUUAACUGCUAGUAAUCAGGCAGGGAAGUUCUUGCCAGAAGAACCUUAUGAAUGGUACCGGAGUGGCCUUAGUGAAGAUGGUGCAAUCAAUUUAGAGGCUCCAAGGAAGUGGCGCCUCUUAAGGGAAAAGACUGGUCAUGGAGCUUUUUAUGGAAUGCGUAUUAUCAUAUAUGGAGAAUGCAUUGCACCACCUCUGGAUACUCUGAAACGUGUCUUGAAGGCUGGAGAUGGCACCAUUGUAGCAACGUCCCCACCAUACACUCGUUUCCUCAAAUCUGGAGUUGAUUUUGCUAUUGUUAGCCCUGGCAUGCCACGAGUUGAUUUAUGGGUCCAAGAGUUUUUAAGACAUGAAAUCCCUUGUGUUUUGGCUGACUACCUGGUGGAGUAUGUGUGCAGACCAGGGUAUUCCCUGGAGAGACAUGUGCUUUACAACACUCAUGCUUGGGCAGAGAAGUCGUUUGCAAACCUGCAAAGCCGGUUAGAGGAAAUCAUUGAGGUCUCCACACCAUCAGAUAGCACUGAAGAUCUCACUUGUCAAGUCUGUGGGUCUCGAGACAGAGGGGAUGUGAUGAUGAUUUGUGGUGAUGAGGGUGGUUCCAAGGGGUGCGGGAUUGGUAUGCAUAUUGAUUGCUGUGAUCCCCCACUUGAAGAUGUUCCAGAGGAAGACUGGUUUUGUUCAAAGUGUAGUGUGAAGGACAGCACCAGAACUCCAAAGAGCACCAAGAGAAAAAGGCCCUCUGGAUCGAGGUAAUUAAGUGGCAAAUUUUGAAUUUAUCCUGAUAAUCUAACUGUAGAAAUGUUUUUGUUCCCAUUUUAGUCUUGCCCGUUGGGUUGUAAUAGUAAUAAGACAAUGGGAUUAAAUUCUAGUUUGUUUGACCUCUGUAAUUGUAUAGCCAUCUCCUUCAGUUUUAACAUUUGGAC
Telopea speciosissima is the source of this 4717-nucleotide messenger RNA. RefSeq names its product BRCT domain-containing protein At4g02110-like. The transcript is spliced from 10 exons. The record is from RefSeq and is a predicted model, not a curated record. The coding region runs from base 222 to 4547 and encodes 1441 amino acids. NCBI's taxonomy places the organism in Eukaryota, Viridiplantae, Streptophyta, Magnoliopsida, Proteales, Proteaceae.